UGUCUUUCACUUUAACUGAUUGCCUGAUUAUCGAUUUAAUUAAAUUUUACAAAUAACUAAUUUACUUUCUAUGAAGAAUAUAUGUUUAAAAUAUAAUUUUACGCAUUGUUAAACCAAAGACCGAGAAUCUUCAGGAAACAAAAAUUUCAUAAUAAUGUGGAAAAGCGACGCGAUCAAUAGUUUGGAUUUGGCCGAGGAAAAUUGUGUUAAGAUUCCCAACCUUUCUAAUUUGAUUUCAAUGAAGGAGGAAAAUCCACGUUACAAUUGUAGUUUUUGCACCAAAGCAUUCUGUAAUGAGACGGCAAUGCGAAAUCAUGAAAAUUUUGACCAUCUUCCAAGGGCAUUGAAUGAUGAAUCUGAUCAAACAAUUGCGUCUGCACAAACAAAUGAUCAGGGUGUGGAAGGACUUCGCGGAUUUCAAUUUGUGCCAAGUAACUUUGAAGAUAACAAGGAAACAACUAUCGUGGAUGGAAACAAGAGGUGUUAUUUUAAUGAAAAUACAAGUUACAUACUUUUAAAAGUUGAAGGGGACGACAUAGAUUCGAACGCAUUGAAAGGAUACCGCCGCCCCGGUAUAUUAAGACGCACACAAAUGAAGCAAGGAAGACAGACUGUUGACUUAAGAGGUCCCUUUACUUGCUCUGCAACAUUGGCCCUAAGACCAGACCUUCAAUGCCAGGAAAUGUUUUUUAAUUGUUGCGAGUACUCCCUGCACUAUCGCGAAGAACACACAAAGAGGCGGAAAGCUGCCUUGCGUUGCCAAGUUUGCGAGAAGAGUCUAUACAAAGAAUUUGAGGAGUCAAAGCCUGCGGGAUUACAAGAAACAACACCGACGAUGGCAUUUUCUUGUCGUAUUUGUGGGGAAAAUUUUAUGACUAGUUCCGAUCAAGAGGAACACAAUCGUAUAUUUCAUAUGAAAAUGAAGCCACAUCAGUGCUCUAUCUGCGACAAGCGAUUUACGCAGCAGGGUGGGCUGCAGCAGCACAUGCGCAUGCACACAGGCAUACGCCCCUACGAGUGCACCUUCUGUCCGAAAGCAUUCACACAGAAAGCUGGCCUCGACCAGCACAUCCGCACCCAUACUAAAGUGAAACCGUUCAAGUGCGUGAUCUGCAGUAAGUGCUUCUCGCAAUCGGUGCAUCUACGGCAGCACAUGCGCACUCAUACCAACAUCCAACCGUUCGAAUGCCGCGUUUGCGGACGCCGAUUCAAGCAAAGCAGCCACCUCAAGUUCCACAUGCGCUCGCACCUCGAUGACGGUGACGUUGUCAUCGACGUGGAGACUUACACGCACACCGUACUGCCACAAAGUCAGAUGGACUUUUUGAAUAUCGCCAAUUUACAAGAAGUGCAAGAUGGUGACACCAAGUACUACGAGGCUAAGCUCAACGAACCAGGGCCGCCCACCGCUGCAGACAUUCGUUCUGCGUUACUAUUACCAAACAAUUAUUAACCUUCCAUACUCAGUGUAUUUUGAUUGGCUAUUUUCUCUUGUCUGAGUGUGGUUGUUAGUGUAUUUUUUACUAUGAAGUAGUUGUAAGCGAAGUUAAUGAAAAAAAUGUACGUAUGCAGCCAGUAAUGCAUUAUCGCGACUAACAGUGUGUUUGAUCUCCAUGUUUGUGGUAUAUUUUAUAAUAUCGGUUCCAUUUUAAUUUCCACUAGUAAUGCAUCGAUAACAAGUUCUCGUAUUAUUAAGUGGAGAACGAUAUUUUUUUCAGUGGAAACUAAG
Molecule: messenger RNA, 1729 nt
Organism: Papilio xuthus (Asian swallowtail)
Lineage: Eukaryota; Metazoa; Arthropoda; Insecta; Lepidoptera; Papilionidae
Product: zinc finger protein 90 homolog
Exons: 5
Coding region: 155-1453 (432 amino acids)
Biological process (GO): regulation of transcription by RNA polymerase II
Molecular function (GO): DNA-binding transcription factor activity, RNA polymerase II-specific; RNA polymerase II cis-regulatory region sequence-specific DNA binding
Source: RefSeq, a predicted model, not a curated record